GUACACGGAUGACGCUUUACUCCUUAAACAUGUUACCUGACGGAAGGUUUCUUUCAGCUGAACUUGCUAGUGCUUCAAUUCCUUUUAGCUAUCACGGUCGGCAUCAUUAUAAAGCCAUCCUUCGAAUGAUGGCUAUCUUUAACGACGAAAUGACAAAGCAGGAGAAAUUAAUGAGACGAAUCAAUAGAUCUGUAUCUCGGCCAAAGGAGACGACAGUUCGAGAAGUAUUAAAAAUACCUGACGGAAUUGAGAAUAAAAUGAUCUGUAAAUUUAAAUUCGAGGUUUAA
Molecule: messenger RNA, 287 nt
Organism: Paraglomus occultum
Lineage: Eukaryota; Fungi; Glomeromycota; Glomeromycetes; Paraglomerales; Paraglomeraceae
Source: the annotation of a GenBank genome assembly